Vombatus ursinus (common wombat) is the source of this 1639-nucleotide messenger RNA. RefSeq names its product transmembrane protein 156 (gene TMEM156). Lineage: Eukaryota; Metazoa; Chordata; Mammalia; Diprotodontia; Vombatidae. Bases 31 to 990 code for a protein of 319 amino acids. The record is from RefSeq and is a predicted model, not a curated record. The transcript is spliced from 7 exons.
CACUGCACUAGAUCUGAGUUAUUUCAUGCCAUGUGCUUGAAUAUGACAAAACCAGCUCUCCUCAAGUUAUUAGUGGUAAUAAUGAUCAUGUUCAUUUUAAUUUUGCCAGAAUAUUUCAAGACAUCCAAAGGAAAUAUUGUGGAAUUAUCCUGUCUUGACAUUAAUUUACUAAAUAAUUUCACUUAUCCAUUCUCGGAAUUCAAUAUUUCUUUUGUGAACUUCCUGCAACAAGAGAGGGAACAUGAGGUUAUUGUUCUGGGAAUUUCUGCAAAGCACUUUCACUUUCAUAAUACAUCUAAGGUCUGUCCAUUAACCUCUCGUGAAUUACAACUGUAUUCUUCAUGUUUGGUGUGUGAAUCCAAAGGAACUAAGGAUUUUAUUCAUCAAGAAUUAACAACAAAAGUUUCCGUAAUGAAUGACUCGAUGGAAAUGAAAGCUGAGAAUUUUCUUCCACUUCAUGUAAUUUCCAACUUCACUGUGGUUCCUGUAGUUGAUGACCUGGGAGGAUAUGACACUACUUGUGUAGUGAAACUCCAUCUCUCAAAUUCUACUGCCGGGAAAGACCCAAUGAAGACAACUUUGCUAAAUAGCUCUCACAGAAGUAUGCAAAGCCUGAACAACUGCAAUCAGGUUUCUCUGCAACUUGAAAUGGAGCCAGGAAAUUCUACUUGUACCAUGAGGAUCACCUGGUAUGUUUUAGUUUUAUUAGUUUUCAUAUUUCUGAUCAUCUUCAUUGCCUACAAAAUAUUCCAAGAAAACAGAAGAGUUUGGACUUGGCAGAAUCAUAGGUACAAACCUGCCUCUACUCUCUUAAAAGGAAAUGAUUCUGAGAAAUUGAGAAGAGUGCUAAAUAUCCAUGUUAUUUCAGGAGCCACCAAGCAGAGGGGGCCCUCCACUUUCAUAGGGGCAAAAGAAGCACUUCCUACCAUAUCAGAACUAGAACAUUUUUUCUACAGUGAGUCGGAAAGAUCAAUAUACACAGAGAGUUAACCUUUUGAGAAAAUCAAAGGAGUAGACUGAAUUUGGACAAUUUGGACUUUACUUUUUGGAAAAUACCUGUGUUUUUUCUUUGUUGGAGAAUAUGCACCCUGCAAAUAUAUUGUAUCUUACUUAGAAUAUACAUGAAAGCAGUUAAAGAACUGAAUGAACUACUGAAAACAUAUCUAAAUAAUAACUAUUGACCCUUAGGAAGAAGGGAAUUGAUAUUUCUUCGGUAAACUGAGUUGUGGAAAAGCUGAUGAAAUACAAGGAAUGAUAAGAGAAUUUUUAUUAUCUUUAUUAAUCACAAUACAGCUGAUGGUGACCUGAAGAUUUCAACUUUGAAGAACCAGAGAUUUAAUUGAUAACAUUCCAAGAAAGAUCCAUGUUUCUGAGGUUUGCUUCUUCUCACAGUCCCAUGAUAACUAGCUUGUUAGUCUUCAAAAACAGUGCAAAUGCCUAAUUCUGUGUUUAGGCUUCUGCCGACUGAUGCAAUGGAAUUGUUCCUACUCGGCAAAUUAUUUAUGGACUCAUCUGUUGUUUAUUUGUAAAUCUAUUUGCAUUUCUAAAUCUCAUCAAUUUGCUUAGAUUCCUUUUGGGCUUUGGGAUAUUUAAAAACCCAAAGAUGCCUACCAAAAAUAAAUUUAAAUUAAAUGCUUUA